This is a messenger RNA of Brienomyrus brachyistius, 3782 nucleotides long. Its product is annotated as calcium/calmodulin-dependent protein kinase kinase 2-like. The transcript has 17 exons. Gene Ontology annotation, biological process: activation of protein kinase activity; CAMKK-AMPK signaling cascade; protein phosphorylation. Gene Ontology annotation, molecular function: ATP binding; protein kinase activity. Bases 301 to 1965 code for a protein of 554 amino acids. The record is from RefSeq and is a predicted model, not a curated record. Lineage: Eukaryota; Metazoa; Chordata; Actinopteri; Osteoglossiformes; Mormyridae.
UGCGGCAGUGAAAAAAAGGAAGGGGGGAGGGCGGUAACCACAGAAGAGGUUGUUUAUAAGACUGAUUUGGAGUGGAUACUUGUACUGUCGCCUGCUGACGGACCCUCCGCUGCUGUGUGUGUUUUGCUCACUUCUGGGAAAAUUGGAAACUGUUUCAGGAACAGGCUGUAACCCCGGUACCACCGUAGGUCCCAGCUGUCGAGGGGUGGAGCCUGUUCGGUGUGGGAGAGAAGCAACUGAGCACGGUGUGUCACCGGGUCCUGAUGGAGGAGCAGCUGGGAGGGCGAGGGGAGGAGCACCAUGUUUCCCUGCAUGUGCUCCUGGCCCCGUGCUAAGUGCCCCCAUGACCACGCCCUCGAAGAGCCACGCCCACCCGCGCUCCCGCCGAUCUCACCGCCUCCGCCGCUCAUGGAGUCCCUCAUCGUGGUGACGGAGUACGAUCCCAGCGGCUGCCCCUCGCCCGUCGCUCCAGGGGAUGAGGUGGAGGACAUGGACAGCAGCGUGUCCCCGGAGCCGGUAGCACCGCCCCUGCCGGGGGCCCAGGAGGGCCGCUCCAGACUCAGCCUGUCCAACCGCAAGCUGUCCCUGCAGGAGCGCCCUCAUGCGGCCUCCUCGCCCUGCAGCUCGCCCGGGCCCACCAACGGCCGCUACAUCUACCCCUCCCUGCCCUACUCCCCCAUAACGUCCCCGCACUCCUCGCCGCGCCUCCCUCGCAGGCCCACCGUGGAGUCCCACCGGGUCUCCAUCACAAACCUCCAGGACUGCGUGCAGCUGAAUCAAUACAAGCUGAAAGACGAGAUCGGAAAGGGCUCUUAUGGUGUUGUCAAGCUUGCGUACAAUGAAGACGACAACACCUAUUACGCGAUGAAAGUGCUGUCCAAGAAGCGGCUGAUGAGACAAGCCGGAUUCCCACGGCGGCCCCCUCCCAGAGGAGCAAAAGGGGCUCCGGAGAGCUCAGCCCAAGUCAAGGGGCCCCUUGAACGGGUCUACCAGGAGAUCGCCAUCUUAAAGAAGCUGGACCACCCCAACGUGGUGAAGCUGGUGGAGGUGCUGGAUGACCCCAGCGAGGACCAUCUGUACAUGGUGUUCGAGCUCGUCAAACAAGGCGCUGUGAUGGAGGUGCCCACAGAGAAGUCACUAAACGAGGACCAGGCUCGCUUCUACUUCCAGGACCUGCUCAGGGGAAUCGAGUACUUGCAUUACCAGAAGAUAAUCCAUCGGGACAUCAAGCCGUCAAACCUCUUGGUGGGGGAAGAUGGACAUGUAAAGAUCGCCGACUUCGGUGUCAGUAACCAGUUUGAAGGAGCAGAUGCUCUCCUGACCAGUACGGUGGGGACUCCAGCCUUCCUGGCCCCUGAGGCCCUUUCCGAAACCAGGAAGAACUUCUCUGGCAAGGCCUUGGAUGUUUGGGCCAUGGGAGUAACUCUGUAUUGUUUCGUGUUCGGAGUGUGUCCCUUCAUGGACGAGCGGAUCCUGAGUUUGCACCAGAAGAUCAGGACGCACCCUCUGGAGAUUCCGGAGCAUGCAGAUGUGUCUGAGGAUUUGAAAGACUUGCUCUUUAAGAUGCUGGACAAGAAUCCUGAGACCAGAAUUACGGUGCCCCAGAUUAAGGUGCACCCCUGGGUGACCAGGCACGGUGCUGAGCCCUUGCCCUCUGAGGAUGACAACUGCACCCUUAUCGAGGUGACUGAGGAGGAGGUGGAGAACUCUGUUAAGCACAUCCCCAGCCUGGCCACAGUGAUUCUGGUCCGGACCAUGCUCCGGAAACGUUCCUUUGGGAACCCCUUCGACUGGGGCAGGAGGGAGGACCGCAGCCUGUCUGGGACUGGGGGCAUACUGACCCGAGGCAGGACAGGCAGUGAGAAACAGUGCUACAUUCAGGGUCGCGCAAGGAAGCAGGAGAGUGGAGACGGCCUAAGGAGCAUGGACCUGCUGUUCGUCAGUGAGGACGACGUGCUCUCCUGAUCUCCAGAGGGCCCCUCGCUCCCGCGUCCUCACUAGCGCUUUGCUUUGGGGUUUGUGACCUUGGCAUCUGGGUGGGGCACGCCAGACAUCUUUCAUUUUGCACUGUUGUUCCAUCCCCCCGCCACUAGAGGGGGUUCGACUAGCAUGAAGCUCGUCGUCGGCACCCUCCAUUUGACUCCCCUGCUUUGCUAAAUGCAAACACACACACACACACGCAGAUGUUCCCUAUUCCUGUCAUAUUCAAGGGCCCUGGAGGUAUAGAUGUGAGUUUUUCCUUUUUUUCCGCUUCGGUCAGUAUCCCGUCUGGUGCGGAUGGAUUGCUGGACGAUGAAUGUGUAGCCUGCCCUUUGGGUUGGCCAUCUUGUACCAUACUACAUAUUUAUAAGUGACUAAGACUUGUGUACAGUAAUGGGUAACGGAAAACAAAACGAUAUGCAUAUCCUUCUCAGUUGUUAAAUACUGUUUAUGCUGUAGGAGUAUGAUUUUAUUCAGGUGAUUUGGGAAAAAAAACUCUGCUUUUACCCUCAGUACAAAGGAAUCUGGUUUGAAUCCCUUUGAACUUUCAUAAAAGGACGACACAACAGUUGGAGGACAAAAAACUGUGUCCGAUUCUCCGAUCCGAGUACAAAAAGCAGCAUCCAAGACGCAUGUAAAGUUGCUUUUGCUGUCAAACGGAUAGACCUUAUACAGCUGCAAUAAACACACCUGCCGCCUGUUACACAUGGCUGUAUAAUAUUAUGUACAAACCUGUUGCAAUUAGGGGCGUAAAUUGUAAGCCACGUGGUAAAUUGCCACAAUACGAUUCAGUUAAAAUUUUGCAGGGCAGCAGCAAAUUAACAUCAGGUGACAUUUGAAUUGCUACUGCGAUACAGUAAGAUUUGACUUGGUAAUACAUGAUCGAUAUUCAAUACAAUGAAACAAGCUAAUUUUAGAAUUUGCAUUCAAAAUGACUUAACAUUACAUGUUUAAUUUCAACAACAGAAUAUGUUGAAAAAUAUCCAUCUCAAACACAAAUGUCUGCACAGGAAACAUUCCGUCUUGUAUUUGUACUUCAACAGGAAGAAACUAUUUCUGGAUAGCUUAUUCUGAGGGUGUACUAAAGUACAUAAAAUAUACUGUAAUGUAGUGCUCUUUAUUCUCAAUGAAGGCGAGUCUCUAGAUUUCAUUGUGCAAGAUCUUUUCCAGCAGCAUUUUACCAUAUCGUCAUGGUUUAACGAUAUGAAUCUAUUUGUUAAUUGUCAACUGAAUUGUACCAUGGCCUUAACAAUCAAUAUAUCAUUUAGAAUUAAUGAAUCGUUACACCCCUAGUUGCUAUGGCUCCAUCCUUCUUUGAAUUCCCUCGACAUGAAGUAUGUGCUGUCAUCUUUUAAUGCUUUGCUGUCCCCGACUUUCAAAGACCUCUGUGUAAAAUUUGACACACCAAGUAGGCUUAGCACCUACUCUAUGGUCUUUUUGCGCCCUGGUCUGGUUCUAGCUUUGCUUUCAGGCACUUAAUUUGGAUCUAAACUCCAAAAAAAUCUCACUCUUUGCUGCCUGUGAUUUUUUUUUUUCCUGGGGUUAAAAUAAUUCUUUAUGGUUUCUUGUAAGGCGCGUGAUGGAGAGGCUUAAACCAAAAAACGUACUGUGGCGAAUUUUAAUUCAGGACUAAAAACGUAAACCAGCUAAUCCAGUGGGGCCAUGAAGGCAGAGCAGAGAAGAUCCAAACCAGUAACCUGUACUGUCAACUAAUAUUUACAAUAAAAAAAAACCAAGGUGUAGAAUUAACGUCACUUUUAAUGUAACUUCACCUGAAGUGUAUGUUAUACAGUAUAAAGAAA